ACUAGUAGCUGCGUGAAUUUAAUUUAAUUCAUUUGCGUCUUCUUGUUCUAGGUAUUAAAUUAUCCCAAUUGUUGAGAAUUUUGACCUAACACAGCAUCGAUGGAUUCUCAAGUGAUGGUUGCACUUGCUCUUUCACUUGUUGGUGGUCUCAGCACUUCCAUCGGUGCGCUUUUUGUUAUUAUCAAUCCAGCUCCCAAUUUGAAGAUGCUUGGGCUAUUACAGGGUUUUGCUGCUGGUUUGAUGCUGAGCAUAUCAUUCUUUGAUCUGGCUCAUAAUGCUAUAAACUCACUGGGAUUUUUGAAAGGCAACCUUUGGUUUUUUGCUGGUGUUAUAUUCUUUGCCUUUGUAGCCAAUUUUAUCCCGGAGCCAACACUUACUCCCACAUCAGAAGUAAAGACUAGAAAGAAAAAAGGGGAUGAAGGAGGCAAGGAUAAUUUGAAAAAGCACCGGCAGCAAGUUUUAUUCAGUGGGAUUAUUACAGCUGUAGGCAUAAGUUUACACAAUUUUCCCGAAGGAAUGGCUGUAUUCCUUGGAUCCAUGAAGGGCCUCCGUGUUGGCAUCAACUUAGCAUUGGCCAUUGCUCUGCAUAAUAUCCCAGAGGGUGUUGCUGUUGCACUUCCUGUUUAUUUUGCGACACAAAGUAAAUGGCAGGCAUUCAAAUUGGCAACACUUUCAGGCUUUGCUGAACCCUUGGGUGUUAUAAUCGUAGCCUAUUUAUUCCCUAGCAGCUUAAAUCCUGAGAUUCUGGAAGGCCUACUUGGAUCAGUUGGCGGAGUUAUGGCUUUUCUGACCCUUCAUGAAAUGCUGCCAUUGGCUUUUGAUUAUGCCGGUCAGAAGCAAUCUGUCAAGGCUGUAUUUUUUGGGAUGGCUUUCAUGUCUGCGAGCCUGUAUUUUCUAAAUAUCAGCUUACCAGAGGAGAUAAGCUUGUAGAUGAGAACAAACUCUUCUCUUUUCGUAAUUCAUGAGCUCCACAGUAUCAUCCUGGUGCGUGUCUUCAGAUUCUAUCGCCGAUUGCAGCAAAAUUACUUCAGUAGGAGUCUCACAAUUUGUCCGAUGACAAUAACAUACAGCCAUCUGAUGAGGUUAGCAUUAGAUAUAUCAAAAUUGAGGGAUACAAUCCACUUAUGAUUGUGGUUUCCCCUAAGAAUGUAAAGAAAAUUAGAGAAUAAGAUUGCUGUGUAAAAUUUUUUAGGCGACCAUCAAUCAUGUAUCAUGAAAUCAAGGUCAGACUUUAAAUUGCAAAGUUGACUGAUAAUGUGUUAUGUUCAUUUAUUUCUGCCUAGAUGUAUAAGAAACAAUUAUAAACAGCUACUGGUGAAAAGGUUCCUCUUAAGCCAGCGUGCCUCAAGCAUUCUUCCUAUGCUACCGGUAUUAAAUUGGGAGUCGCUGAAUUUGUCCGA
Messenger RNA from Trifolium pratense (red clover), 1400 nucleotides. RefSeq names its product zinc transporter ZTP29. NCBI's taxonomy places the organism in Eukaryota, Viridiplantae, Streptophyta, Magnoliopsida, Fabales, Fabaceae. The transcript has 12 exons. Gene Ontology annotation, biological process: zinc ion transmembrane transport. Gene Ontology annotation, cellular component: membrane. Gene Ontology annotation, molecular function: zinc ion transmembrane transporter activity. Bases 100 to 930 code for a protein of 276 amino acids. The record is from RefSeq and is a predicted model, not a curated record.